AUGGUGAAGAGCACAGAGCGCGUCUGCCACUACGAGACCUUAGGCCUCGAACCAAAUUGCUCAGAAAAAGAAAUCAAGGCUGCUCACAGGAAACUAAUCCUCACGUACCAUUGGGACAAAUGUAGAUCAUCCCAAUGCGGCUUGUCCCAAGAAGAAGCCACUGCCAAAUUUUUAGAGGUCCAACAAGCCUACGAAAUCCUUAUGGAUCCCAUAAAGCGAGAAACCUAUAACGCCUACCGCCAGACCUACGCUGUCCCUGAAGUUUUCAACCCCGACCUCGAAGUACCCUUUGACAACAUCGUCUUCAACGGCUACUCCAGCUCCAGCCGCAACUUCUACAAUGCCUACUCUGACAUUUUUCAAAGGAUUUACGCCAACGAGCGCGCUUUUCAAAAGAAGAACGACCUGCCGUGGAAUUCGGUUCACAAGCCUCCAGACAUGGGCAAUCUCGACACCCCUUAUCCUGAGGUUGUUCAAUUUUACAACUACUGGCUCAACUUUAGUUCCAUAAUGGAUUUCUGCUGGGAGGAUCCACAUGAUGAGUAUGAUCUAAGUCAGAUCUCCCGCAAAGGGGUGAAGGAAUGGUCCCGCAUAAACAUGAAGGCGAGGAAGAAAGCAAAGAAGGAAUACAACAAUAAGGUGAGGAGUUUGGCACAAACUGCGAAAAGGCUCGACAGGAGGGUCAUGCAGAUGGUAGCGAAGAGGGAGGUGGAGAGAAAGAGGGAGAUAGAGGAGGAGAGGGAGAGGAGGAAGCGGUUGAAGAAACAGAAGUUGGUGAAGGCUAUAGAGAAGGUGUAUAGGAGUGAGCGGCAGUGCAGGAAUCAUGAGCAAUCAAAAAAGCAUCUCCGCAUGGUUGCAAAGUUAAUGGAGUUGUUGGAGGAAAAACCAGAUGAAGAAGAGGUUUUGGAGGAAGCAAAAAGGAAUGAGGUGGUUGGAGGGAGUGAUGGCGAAGAGGAGUUUGUUGAUGGUGUUAAUGAUAAUCAGAGGGAAAAGCUUAGUGAAACAGGUGAAGUUGAUGAUGAGGAAGUGGAGGAGGAUGAGAUGGGUGUUCUUGAAGCAAUGGUGGCAAGGCGAAAGACGAUGGAAGAGGUUGGUGAAGAUAUUCUUGAAUCAAUAUUGGUUGAACCCAUGGCGAGUAGUAGUCAAGAGGUGAAGAAUGCAGACGAGGUGGCUAUGGAGCAUGACAAGCUAAAGAACGCCAAUAAGAAUGAAGGAGAAAGGAAACCAAGGAGAAGAAGAGCCAAGAGUACUAGAACUGACGAACGUGAUGGUUCAAAUAAUAUGAAGGAAUCCAAACCUGAUUUUAGUGCAGAAAAAGGAUAUGAUGAGGAUCAGAUCAAUAAAAGGAAGGGUGGAGAGAGGAAAGAGAGGAGCGGUAAGAAGAGUAACGGUAAAGGAGAUAUUGAGCAGAAGAAAAUGAGGAGUGGAGGAAGGAGUGAAGAGAAGAAGGGUAAGAAGAGAAAUGGUGGAGAAAGAAGAAUUAAUGAACAUGUCUCCGACUCGAAACCGAGAGCAGCGACCCGAUCCCCUAACCCGACCGGCGCUCCACCGUCAGGCCACCUCCGGCCGGCGAAUGAGCACCACCCUCUUCGUCUCGCUGUCGCCUACGCUCCUGUGGCCUCGGAUCAUACAUGCAGCGACUGUGAACGGAGAAUCAAUGAUCCAAAGCUUGAAGAACCUCCGGCGACUCCGGCCACCGUUUGGGGUGCAUGUGGUAUGAAAAUCACUCCUCUCAUCAUGUUCUACACGUUGGUGUACUAUGUUUUCGAAUUAGAUGAAGUUCUGAUGAUUUUCGGCUCCGGCACGGUUCUCCGACAUUGGUGGUUUUCCGGCACUUCUUGGCUAGGUUUCUGGUUAGACUGCAUCUAUAGGCGAGGACUGACCUUGACUGAAGUUGAAGUCUGGAAAUUUCGAGUUGGUGACUGUCAGAUCGUACUUGAUCACUAG
This is a messenger RNA of Rosa chinensis, 1947 nucleotides long. RefSeq names its product DNAJ protein JJJ1 homolog. Bases 1 to 1947 code for a protein of 648 amino acids. The transcript is spliced from 3 exons. NCBI's taxonomy places the organism in Eukaryota, Viridiplantae, Streptophyta, Magnoliopsida, Rosales, Rosaceae. The record is from RefSeq and is a predicted model, not a curated record.